GCGACUUUUUGCCACGCCUCGCCACACGCCUCGUCGCCUCGUCCCUUGCCUCGCUUGCCUCGCCAUGAUGGACCUCGAGGGUCAACGCUUCGCCGAGCUCCAGGGCAUCGGGGAGAAACGCGUGCGCGCGGGAUUCAUCCAAAAGGUCUAUGGCAUCGUCUGCACCCAGGUACUGGCCACCGCCGCGGUGGCCGCCCUGUGCUGCGGCCCCCUGCAGCCGGCCGUGAUGGCCCUGGCCAUGAACCAUCCCAGUGCCUAUCGCUGGGGGUCCCUGAUCGCCUUGUUAGUGGCCAUUGGACUGUGCCAUGCAGGAAAGAAGAGCUAUCCACUGAACUUCUUCGGCUUGUGCUUUCUCACAGCUGUCAUGGCGCUGAACGUGGGCGUCAUUUGUGGUAUGGUGGCCGCCGCCGGGCUGGGCGCGUUGGUGGUGCAGGCGGCGCUCAUCACAGGUUCACUGGUGCUGGGUUUGACCAUCUACACCUUCCGUUCUAAGAGGGACUUCUCUUUCUUGGGCGCUGUGCUCUACCCGAAGCUUGCUCGGCUGUUUGGUUUCGGAAGAGCAGCUGAUCAGAUGACCUUCGGCCUGCUGAUCUUUGGAUUGCUCAGCAUCUUCUUCCCCGCCCUGCGCACAGGUUGGCUCCACCUGGGAAUGUCCUUCCUGGGUGCCGGGAUCUUCUGCGCCUACCUGGUCUUCGAUACCUGGCGCAUCGCCACGGUGCUGAAGGUGGACGACUACGUGGAGGGCGCCAUCCAGUGCCUUUCCUGCGACCAGGGGCCAGGGAUGGGUUUUCCCUAG
Messenger RNA from Cladocopium goreaui, 796 nucleotides. The record is from the annotation of a GenBank genome assembly. NCBI's taxonomy places the organism in Eukaryota, Dinophyceae, Suessiales, Symbiodiniaceae.